AUGUUCGGUCAGUGUUUGGCACAGUCCCAAAACUGUUUGGGCACUAUAAUCUCAUACUCUCUGUUGCUUCUCAAUACUAGCUCCAGCACCCUUGCAUUAGAGGUUGUUUUAGUAUUGUGCUUGUCACUUAGAGCCACCUCUAGCUUAUCAUUUUGGAGCCCACCAUAG
Molecule: messenger RNA, 168 nt
Organism: Heterobasidion irregulare TC 32-1
Lineage: Eukaryota; Fungi; Basidiomycota; Agaricomycetes; Russulales; Bondarzewiaceae
Exons: 2
Coding region: 1-168 (55 amino acids)
Source: RefSeq, a predicted model, not a curated record